UAAUUACAGAAGCUCAAACAUUGUUAUUUUGUAUACUUCUUCAUGGGUACUUGUAUACAUUUGCUAAUCUUGUUGUGUUGUAAAUAGGGGAAAGAUGUUUACAUUGCUGACAUGUAUGUGGUUCCCACAUGGAAAACGAUGAAUGUGGACCCACUCUCAAGUUUACCGGUAAAGUGAAGUUAAACACACACACAGACAGACAGUUGCACAUUAAUGCAAUGAUUUCUGUACAAUGCACAGUAGUUGAAUGGUUGCAUUUUCUUUCUCUACACCAGAACAAUCUGUGUUCCAAGGAUGCGAUUUUGUUCCCUGCAUGGAGUAUGCAACAGAAUCAACUGGAUCACUAUUUGCUAUGUGUUGAGUUACAGUUUCAAAAAAUAGAUAUUCAGAUUUUUAGAAUGAAGUUUGUUGAUUAGCUUAUCAUUUUGAAAUAUGUCCAUUGCAGGUUUUACUGGUUGUGGAGAGAGAGAUCAUUUUUUUAGAUUUUGUACUCCCUGGUGGUUUUGGAGAUGACUCGUACAAAACGAUAUUUAGGUUAAGAGAGAGGAAAAAGUUGCCCUUGUUCAGUGGCUUUUACCAAUAAUAUUUUACGCAAGAGCCAUGUUCUGUGGCUGCUGAUUUACACAAAAGCCUUGUUCUAUGGCUGAUGAUUUACAAAAAGCCUUGUUCUAUGGCUGAUGAUUUACAAAAAGCCUUGUUCUAUGGCUGAAAAUUAACAAAAAGCCUUGUUCUAUGGCUGAUGAUUUACAAAAAGCCUUGUUCUAUGGCUGAAAAUUAACAAAAAGCCUUGUUCUAUGGCUGAUGAUUUACAAAAAGCCUUGUUCUAUGGCUGAGAAUUAACAAAAAGCCUUGUUCUAUGGCUAAUGAUUUACAAAAAGCCUUGUUCUAUGGCUGAUGAUUUACAAAAAGCCUUGUUCUAUGGCUGCUUAUUUAUAGCUUUGUUCUUUUGUUUUAUGUUUACGCAGAAGCCUUGUUCGAUGGCUGUAGGAUUAGGUCUCAUUUUAUGAAACAAGACCAUGGAGAACAAUUGUAUGACUAUAGGUUUCAGUAAGUGUGUGUCCAUAAUUAAUUUUUUUUCCAUUUUAUGUGCAGACAUAUUGCAGGCCAGAUUGACCCAAGACCCUGGACAGAGAAGACCGGCAGAAGUUUUGAUCACUUCCCUCAACAAACUUCUGGGAACUACUGUGGCAUCCUUAUACUCAUUCAUGCCCUCUGUAUCUGCACCAAUACCCCAUUUAUCUUCACAGAGAAUGAUGUGCCAUUAAUCCGCCAGUGGUGGUGCAUCCUACUGAUGGAAAGAUUUCAGAUUGAAGGACAUGGCCAGAGGUUUGCUUUCUGGACUGACAGGGCUAGCAGGCUAUUGCAAGGGACCCUUCAGCCACUUUUUAGGGUAUCUAGGUCAAUCACUUCAGACAUUCCACCUCAUGUGCAAACCAUGGUCAACCGCACAGCCCAAGAAAAGAAGCUGGUAGACUUUGCUGUACAAGACCAUGGAGUCCGGCAACAUUUGUUGGGUGUACUCUGUGGAAAAGAGCCUUCGAAGUGGCUCAGCAGAAUCCAGAAGGGAUCAUCUCUACGGGUGCCAGUGUACCUGGACUCGGAGGAAGAACAGGACUCCCUAUUUUUCUAUCUUCAGGAUGUCCUGAAAUCUGCACCAGUAGAAUUCCACAUUGAGGAUCAAGUGCAGUUCAUUUUGGAUGUUUUGUUCCCAGAGUGCAUCACCCAAGCCAUGUCUACACUACAGGGAAUAACUAUACAAGAGGCUGAAGAGUUGUUUCUUUCAGGUCCUAACUACAGCAGAAGGUAAAAACAGUUACCUGUGUUUGAAAUAUCUGUAUGAAUGUUUAUUUAUUGUGACUACCAUUUUAAUUGGGUGGGUGGUUGCGUGUUUGUGUCGGGGUACUUUGAGUUGGGGAGGGUGGGUUUUUGUGUU
Astyanax mexicanus (Mexican tetra) is the source of this 1933-nucleotide messenger RNA. Its product is annotated as PWWP domain-containing DNA repair factor 3B-like. NCBI's taxonomy places the organism in Eukaryota, Metazoa, Chordata, Actinopteri, Characiformes, Acestrorhamphidae. The record is from RefSeq and is a predicted model, not a curated record. The transcript has 7 exons. Bases 1085 to 1807 code for a protein of 240 amino acids.